AAUUUCUCAUGAUUAAAUUGUUAUGAGAAUAACUUACCUUAUAACAGCUCAGACACCCAAAUUCAAAAUCGAUCUGGUGGAGGGAGAAAAGCUUCAACGGUCCACUUGAUUUCUGCGCAGCGUUUUGGACUCUGCGCACCAUUUCGACUCAACGUCUCCAACCCACUAAAUGAAGUCGUUUCCUCCUGUUUGCUUUCUCUCUCAUGACACCUUUGUUUCUAGGGAUGUUGUUUUCUAUGAAAACCAUUUCGCUUUUCACUCCUUAUCUGUUGUUGAACCUGAAUCCCAAGCUCACCCAACUAAUAUGUUUCCUACUCCUAAUCCUUUCACAUUUGCUGAUGACUUCACAGAUUACACCCCCCCCCCCUCCUAUUCCAAAUCAACCUGACAUUUCCUCUUCCUCCACACCAGCCAACUCUACCCCUUCAGUACCCAGUUCAUCAUCCUCUCCAUCUCCCCCUCCUUCCCCAUCACCUUCAUCUUCCUCUCCUUCAGCCCCUACCCCACCACCACCACCACCACCCCCUCCUCCCCCAACUCAACCAGUUAGACGUUCUGACAGACAAAUAAAACCCCCAGUUCACCUCACCAAAGACUACCAUUGCUACCUUCUCCAACAGUCUAGCAACUCUAGUGCUUCUUCUCAUCUCCAGGCUCAUCACACUGGGUAUCCUCUUUCCUCAGUUCUUUCCUAUGACAAACUUGCAUCCCACUACAAACAUUUUGUUCUCAGCAUAUCUACCUACCAAGCUCCUAACACAUACAGAGAGGCCUCCCUCUCUGAGCAAUAUAAUGCUGCUAUGCAGCAGGAGAUAGGUGUUCUAAUAAAAAACAGGACUUGGGAUGUUGUCAAUUUGCCACCAGGAAAGAACCCAAUAGGAAACAAGUGGGUUUAUAAGGUCAAGUUUGAAUCAGAUGGUUCUUUGGAUCGUUUCAAAGCCAGAGUUGUUGCUAAGGGUAAUACUCAACAAGAGGGGGUUGAUAAUCAAGACAAUUUUUCCCCAGUUGUUAAAAUGACCAUUGUUAGAACAUUUCUGGCUAUUGCAGCUCAAAGGAAUUGGCAUAUUCACCAAUUAGAUGUGAAUAAUGCCUUCCUCCAUGGAGAUCUCUAGGAGGAAGUCUAUAUGACUUUGCCAAAAGGUUACACUCCUCCCCCUAGCUUCCAUACCCUUGUUUGUCGACUCAGGAAAUCCAUAUAUGGCUUAAAACAGGCAUCUCGUCAGUGGUUCUCUAAGCUAACAGACUGUCUCACUCAUGAUGGUUAUGUUCAAAGCCAAGCAGAUCACUCUCUUUUUUACAAGCUCACUGACAUCAGUUACACAUGUAUUCUUAUAUAUGUGGAUGACCUGGUUAUUGGAGACAAUGAUCUCUUGGAAGUACAACAUCUAAAGUCCAAAUUGCACAAACAGUUCAGCAUCAAAGAUCUAGGUCCACUGAGAUUCUUUCUUGGAAUUGAAGUUGCAAGGAACACAAAAGACAUUCAUCUAUUUCAAAGGAAGUACACUCUGGAACUAAUUGAGGAAGCACAAGUUUUGGAUUCCAAAUAAGUCACUACUCCGAUGGAUUACAAGCUACAUCUCAGCGGCAAUUGUGACAGCCCAUGUGCAGACCCAUAAUUAUACAGGACUUUAGUUGGUAAGUUAAUCUAUCUUACAACUACACGUUCUGACAUCUCCUAUGCUACUCAACAGGUUAGCCAGUUCAUGGCUAACCCAAGUGUUACUCAUUACAAGGCAAUUGAAAGGAUUCUGAGGUACCUAAAAAAUUCCCCUGCACGUGGUCUCUUCUUCCCUUCCUCUAGUUCCCUCCAAUUGAAGGCUUUCACCGAUUCUGAUUGGGCUGCUUGCGUUGACACACGCCACUCCACAACUAGCUACUGUGUGUACCUCGGCGAAGCCCUAAUUUCUUGGAAAAGCAAGAAGCAAAAGACCGUAUCCCGCUUUUCCUGCGAAGCAGAAUAUCGCGCACUUGCUUUCACUGCUUACUAGCUUCAAUGGUAGCUGUAUCUCCUUCGUGAUUUUCAGCUCUCUCAUUCCUCACCGGCGACCCUCUUCUGCGACAACCAGAGCGGCAUCUACAUCGCCCAAAAUCCUACUUUCCACGAACGAACAAAGCACAUCAAGUUGGAUUGCCAUCUCGUUCGUGAAAAGGUCCUCAACAACACCAUCAAAUUGCUCCAUGUCUCCUCCAACCAUCAACGUCUCCAACCCACUAAACGAAGUUGUUUCCUCCUGUUUGCUUUCUUUUCUGCCAAGCUUUGUACUUGUUUCUACUUCAAGCUAAAGAACAGAACUGCAGCAAUGAGCAGCUGUGUCUUGUAGAGGAGAUUGCUCUGUAUUUAAACCAAGAGAUGAAAUGAGAAGCCCAAUCCUCUAGGGUUUCACUUCAAACCUAAACAAAUUGUUACCUUACAAAACAUUUGUCUAUUGCGAAUUGAUGAGAAAUAAGAAAUACCGAUUCAGUGAUGAAUAUGCAAAUAUAAUGAUAAAAUAUAACAUUUGAUUAAAUUGUUCUAUAAAAAAAACUAAUAUUUGUAAUAUAGUGCUAAAGUUGUA
Messenger RNA from Linum trigynum, 2555 nucleotides. NCBI's taxonomy places the organism in Eukaryota, Viridiplantae, Streptophyta, Magnoliopsida, Malpighiales, Linaceae. The record is from the annotation of a GenBank genome assembly.